AUGUCUUUCUCACAAGUUACUAAUCCUGCCCAUACAGAACAUGAGACAACUGAUAACACUAUUGAAGAAAAUAAUACAAAUUCCACAACUGAAACUGUAACUUCAACUGAUCAAGUCUUGGAUCAAGAAUCUAAAUCAGUGACUGAAACAGUGACUGAGUCGUUAAAAACGGAUCAAGCUUCCGAUUGGCAGGCCAUUUGGGAUGAUAAUGUUCAAGCGUAUUAUUAUUGGAACACAGUUACAAAUGAAACAACUUGGGAAAUUCCCAGCAGUAUAUCAUAUUCAGAAGGCUCAUAUUAUCAAUGUCCUACAAAUGACACUGCGAUUUCGGCUGACCAAGCUGCUAAUACUGCUACUGCAACUGAAGAAUAUUAUCAGUAUUAUUACGCGCAAUAUGGGUAUUAUCCUGAAGGUUACUAUUAUGGUUACGAUACUUCUUCCACUGCUGUAACUGCUCCGGCUGAACCGCCGAACCCAUUGGAAUCUAUUCUUGAUAAAAUUGAUACUGAAGUUAAGUCAAAACUUGAUGGGACAGAAGACUCAGAUUAUAAUUCCUUUCUCGCCCAACAUGGAAAUGAAGGUGCUGAUUACACCAUAUCUGCUAGAUUCAAUUCACGAACGGGUAAAUUUCAGCGUGACCCAACUUUGACACCGGAAAAAUUUUCGUCUGAUGCAAAAGCAAUUCGGCAAAUGUCUUAUUUCUUUGAUUAUGAAAGUUUUGCUGAACAAAGGGAAUUUUAUCCUGUGAAAGAUUAA
Messenger RNA from Dentiscutata erythropus, 756 nucleotides. Lineage: Eukaryota; Fungi; Glomeromycota; Glomeromycetes; Diversisporales; Gigasporaceae. The record is from the annotation of a GenBank genome assembly.